Messenger RNA from Rhinopithecus roxellana (golden snub-nosed monkey), 2430 nucleotides. RefSeq names its product cerebellin 1 precursor (gene CBLN1). Gene Ontology annotation, cellular component: synaptic cleft; glutamatergic synapse. The coding region runs from base 351 to 932 and encodes 193 amino acids. The transcript is spliced from 3 exons. Gene Ontology annotation, molecular function: protein binding. NCBI's taxonomy places the organism in Eukaryota, Metazoa, Chordata, Mammalia, Primates, Cercopithecidae. The record is from RefSeq and is a predicted model, not a curated record.
CCGCUCCGGCUGCAGCGCCGGCUGCAUCAAUAAUUCAGAGCGGCGGCGGCGGCGGCAGCGGCGGGUGCGGGCAGGAGGCGGCGGCGGCAGUGGGAGCGAGCAGCAGCGGCUAUGCAUCCAAGUGCGGCUGGGCAGCCGCGGCACCCCUGAGGCCGGGGCGGGGCUCCGGGAACACAGCGUGGAGGGGACGCUCGUCCCGUAGUGCGAGGAAGAGCUGUAGUGUCCAGAGCGGCGGCGGCGGAGCUGCGCACGGAGCUGAGGAGGGGGCUUUGGAGCGGGACUGGGACGGGGGGGGGCGGCUGGCGCGAGCAGCCCCGGGGGUGGGGGGCGGGGUGGGCGCCGGAGGCGCGAUGCUGGGCGCCGUAGAGCUGCUGCUGCUGGGGGCCGCGUGGCUGGCGGGCCCGGCCCGCGGGCAGAAUGAGACGGAGCCCAUCGUGCUGGAGGGCAAGUGCCUGGUGGUGUGCGACUCCAACCCCACGUCCGACCCUACGGGCACAGCCCUGGGCAUCUCUGUGCGCUCCGGCAGCGCCAAGGUGGCUUUCUCUGCCAUCAGGAGCACCAACCACGAGCCGUCCGAGAUGAGUAAUCGCACCAUGAUCAUCUACUUCGACCAGGUACUAGUGAACAUUGGGAGCAACUUUGAUUCAGAACGCAGCACUUUCAUCGCCCCGCGCAAAGGGAUCUACAGUUUUAACUUCCACGUGGUAAAAGUCUACAACAGACAGACCAUACAGGUGAGCCUCAUGCUAAACGGGUGGCCGGUGAUUUCAGCCUUCGCUGGUGACCAGGACGUGACCCGGGAGGCCGCCAGCAACGGAGUCCUAAUCCAAAUGGAGAAAGGCGACCGAGCAUACCUCAAGCUGGAGCGGGGAAACUUGAUGGGGGGCUGGAAGUACUCGACCUUCUCCGGAUUCCUCGUGUUUCCUCUCUGACUGGCUCAUAGCCUGAAGGGAGGCAGGGAGAGGGCGAAGGCAGAAAGGGGAGUGAAAAAGAGGCUGAAAUUAAGAGGGAGAGAAAGCAGCACGACUUGAAACUUCCUACAUGUUCUGUAACUGUAUCUGGGUAAAAAGGUGCGCGCCAGCGGUGGGACAACUUUGUCCAUUUCCUUAUUAGGAGACAUAAAUUUCGCUUAGCUCUGCGCAAUCCCGUUUCCAAAAAUAAACACGCCUCCCCCAUUCCAGUUGCAGUAAUCAAGAAAGAGAUGGCCUUGUCAUUGUUUCUUAUCCCCCAACUUCAUGUUCCCUGCAAUUUAUUUAAAGAAACUUUGUAUUUCACUACAUAAUCUGAAAUCUUUCUCCCUAGCCCCCUCUGAAUCCUUCUGCCUACUGAAAUCUAAUAUAUUCCCCGCCCCCAACCUUUUUUUUCAGUUUGGAGAGGGGGUAAGGUUUUUUUUUGUUAUUGUUGUUUUGUUUUGUUUUGGAUGGGGAAGGUAGUUUUAAUUUGGCAAGUGUUGCUCUUCUUAAAACACUGCUCAAGUUAAUUAGCUGAAGAUACUUAGUGUCCUCGGCUGCUUGUUAGCAGAGAAAGGACUCACCUUAGUGGUGACUGGUUUAAAAAAAUAUGAAUAUAUAUCAUUUGUACACGAAGAACUCUUCCCAGUGGAAACUGGCUGUGUUUCCGUAUUUCUAUGUCCUACUCGGAGUGAUCGUGAAAUCUAAGGCUGCUUGAUGUUCUGAUGCUUGUCAAUGCCGUCGUGCUCUGUGGCUCCACGAAACGCCAAGGAGCUUCUUCGGGACGCUUCCUCUUCCCCUGUAACAUACGUGUGAAUAGCCAAGAUUUAAUUUUGCUUUAAUCUAAUAAAGUCGAAGCGGGACUUUUAUUUUUUCUGAAACAGCUUUCUAAGCUCUGCAUCUUCCCCAGCUGGGAGGUUGGGGGUCGGGGGUGCCAAAGGGCGAGGUUCUGAAGGGCAGGAGACUUGGGAGAACGUAACCAUAGAAAGGCCUGGGCGCGAGGGCUUCCUCGCAAAGCCAGCCUUGCCCUUCUUCCUGCGCCAGGCCAGGGGCCAGCACUGCAUUCGCCUGUGUUUACAGCUUUGGCGCAAACGUAAGAAACGUGGCCGAUAUCUUCCUUGGCCAGGCGCGGCCGCCAACCCGGGAGCGAAGUUUGAUUUUUUUCUUUGCGUUCCAAAUGCAUCAGGAAUAGUCCCAGUUUGAGGACCCAAACCACUCUGCCUGGAGCGGCAGACUCCUCACACCUUCUGUCCCCGGAUAUCUCCCACCGCGUCCGCCCCGCAGUUCCCGAAGCAGCGUAUGUUUUAUACACCGCCUCUGAAUCCGGAGGAGUCCACCCGCCGCAUACUCGGGCGCCCAGGACCUAUGAUUCCGCUCAUUCACAGGACUUUAUUCAAGAGGUUCGUCCAGGAGUUUUAAUUGUAUCGGAACAUAAUGUGAAAGCAAAAUUGAAAUAAACGACUUCGUUUUAAGUCUGGAA